CAAUCAAAAUUUUCUGCACGUUAGUAUCUAAAUUUUUAAAUUUUACUUAAUGGUAUUCGUUAUGCUUAGAUAUCCCAGCCAUUUAUUUGCAUCCAAAAACAGUUUUAUUAAGUUCUCCAGCCGUGAGUACAGCGGAUCAGAUGAGAGCCAGAAAUCAGUCUUCGCCGACAUUAAGACGGCGCCACCGAUUGAGGUUUUUCAUUUGACAAAGCUUUAUAUGGAGGACAAGCAUGAGAAAAAAGUCAAUUUAGGAAUUGGCGCAUAUCGGACUGAAGAAAACAAGCCUUUGGUAUUGCCAGUUGUUAAAAAGUGUGAAUUGGAAAUAAUUAAAGACCCCAACAUGACUCAUGAAUAUCUACCCAUACUGGGCAAUGCAGAGUUUACAAAGGCAGCCACCGAACUCAUUUUAGGGAAGGACUGCAAGGCAAUAGAAGAAAACCGAAUUGUGGCUGCUCAAACUAUUUCAGGCACCGGUGCCCUUCGAGUAGCUGCUGAGUUCAUGAGCCAAGUUAUGAAGCGACGCACUUGUUACAUGCCACAGCCCACUUGGGAUAAUCACUUUGGUGUCUUUAAGGCAGCUGGAUUCAAGCACCUUAAGCAUUAUCCCUAUUGGAAUGCCAAAAAACAUAAAAUUGAUAUCUCCAAGCUUUUGGCGGCGCUUAGCGAAGCCCCAGAAGGAGCCAUAGUUGUAUUUCAGGCCGCGGCUCACAAUCCCACGGGCAUGGAUCCCACAAAAAAACAAUGGAAACAAAUUGCCGAAGUUAUAAAACAGCGUAAACUAUUCCCAUUGUUUGAUGUUGCAUAUCAGGGAUUUGCAAGUGGUGAUCCGGAUCGCGAUGCCUGGGCCGUAAGAUACUUUGUCAAAGAGGGCAUUGAAACAAUAAUAGCACAAUCUUUCUCCAAAAGCAUGGGCUUAUACAAUGAGCGGAUAGGCAAUCUGGUAGUCGUGUUGAAAGAUGCAAAGCAUGCCAAAGCUGUAACCUCACAGAUAACAAAUCUUAUUCGGAAUAACUAUUCAAAUCCGCCCGCGUUUGGCAGUCGUAUAGUUGCAAAGCUGCUGACAAGCGAGGAAAAUAAACAUAUUUGGCUACAACAUUUAAGCGAAAUGUCAGAUCGUGUGAAGACUAUGCGAAGAGAAUUAGCCGAAAGACUCACAGAGCUGGAGACACCCGGUACAUGGGAUCACAUUGUAAAACAGCGUGGAAUGUUCUCAAUGUUGGGUCUACAACCGGAACAAUGUGAAAAGCUGAUCAGAGAUAAGCAUAUUUAUUUGCUUCGAUCGGGUCGCAUAAAUAUCUGUGGAUUGAACUCGAAAAAUCUCGAAUAUGUAGCCGAAUCUAUAAGCGAAGUUAUUAAGGAUGCGAGUUGUGCAGCUGCUGGAGGUGAUAAUAAUAACGAGGCAAAUGGUUCGGUUGCGAAGGAAAACAGUGAAAAGGAUGUCAACAAGGAGAUAAUUAGUUCGACUGAAAUAGAUAACAAAAUUGAGGCAAGUGGUUCCUGUGAUAAGUAUAACAAGGAAGAAGCAAGUGAUUCCAAUGAUAAGAAUGACAUUAAGGAAACAAUUGGUUUGAGUGAUAAGGAUUGCAAUAAGCAGGUUUUUGCUUCAAAUGAUAAGGACAUCACUGAAAAGUCAAUUGGUUCGACUGAUAAGGAUAUCACUGAAGACUCAAUUGGUUCGUCUGAUAAAAUGAACACAAUGGAGGCAAUUGGUUCGGAAGAUAAGGCUUGCACUAAAGAGAUAAUUGCAUCGGCUGAUAAAGAUAACACAAUGGAGGCAAUUGAAUCGGUUGAUAAUGAUUGCCCUAAGCAGGUAAUUGGUUUGACUGAUAAUGAUUUCACUACAAAGUCAACAGGUUCGGCAAAUAAGGAGUGCACUAAAGAUAUAACUGGUUUGACUGAUAAAGAUAACACGAAGGAGACAAUUGGAUCGGCUGAUAAAGAUUGUACCAUACCGGUAUUUAGUUCGGCUGAUCAAGAUUGCACUAUUGAAAUAACCGGCUUAAGUGACAUGGAUUGCACUAAAGAAAUAACUGGUUCGACUAAUACGGAUUGCUCUGAAGAUAUAAUUGGUUCGAUUGAUAAGGCCAUCACUGAAGAGAUGGAUAGCACCAAAGAUAUAAUUGGUGCGGUUGAAAAAGAUAAGGAGGAAAUUGGUUCGAGUGAUAAGGACAUCACUAACGAGAUAAUUGGCUUAAUAGAUAAGGAUAAUAGGGAGAAGAUUGGUUUGACUGAUAAGGAUUGCACCAAAGAUAUAAUUGGUGCGGUUGAAAAAGAAAAGGAGAAAAUUUGUUCGAGUGAUAACGAUAUCACUAACGAUAUUAUUGGUUCAAUUGAUAAGGAUAAUAAGGAGACAAUUGGUUUGACUGAUAAGGAUUGCACCAAAGAUAUAAUUGGUUCGAUUGAAAAUGAUAAGACAAUUGGCUCAAGUGAUAAGGACAUCACUAACGAGUUUAUUGGUUCAAUUGAUAGGGAUAAUAAGACAAUUGGUUUGACUGAUAAGGAUUGCACCAAAGAUAUAAUUGGUUCGAUUGAUAACGAUAAGGAGUCAAUUGCUUCGCGUGAUAAGGGCAUCACUAAAGAAAUAAUUGGCUCAAUUGAUAAGGAAAAUGAGAAUGCAAUUGGUUCGACUGAUAAGACUUGCACUGAGAUAACUGGUUCGAGUGAUAAAGAGAUAAUUGAUGCGAGUGAUAAAGAUAACAAUAUGAGAACAUGUAGUUCGAGUGAGAAUACUGCCAAUUUGGAAUCAAAUAAAGGCAUAAAAAGCGAUGACUAACUAGAAUGAAAUUAAUGAGAGGAGGAUAAAAAGUAAAUAAUUUAUUUUAUUUCCACCUUAGCAAAGAAACAUGGCUCUCGUCGAACCGGAAGCUGAGAUUUCCUGCAUAUGACAAUGAUGUUUAUUAGGUUGUUCUAUGUACUACAUCCAAAAGCCCUUCAGUGAGCACAGCAGACCAACUCCUUUUGGUCCAAACGCCCUUCUACGCGAUUUUCAUGGCUUUAAGCACUGCUUACAAAUUUUUAUGUAUUACUUUUAAAGAACAAUCCCAGAUUAAAAAUAAACAAAAAAAAAUAUAUUUAAAAUAAAAAAUAGAUCUAUAAAUCGGACCAGAAAUACCGAUGUUAUUUAAGAGUGGAUUUGCAAUAGUGUUGGGCGCUUUACUGAGUAGAGAUACAAGGCUAACAAGCAAGCAUCCAAAUAGUCAACAUAGUCUUUGAAUAAGCAUUCAUAGCACAUUCAUCUUAAAUUUAUUUCGGUUUUGUUCCAAAUUUUCAAUUUUAUUUCCAUUAUGCUUAAAUUUUCAAGUUAUUCGCUUUUAUCCAAGCUAAAGUAACAAACCACCCAAUGAAUAUGUACGUUAAUAACCAAAAUAUUACUCAGUUUAUUCAAAUAUACCAGCCGUGACUAUUGCGGAUCGGACGACUGUGAGAAAUCUGCCUUCGAAAAUAUUAAAACAUUACCUCCCAUGGGGGUUUCUCAUUUAACAAAUCUGUUUCAGGAAGACAAGAACGAUAAUAAAGUAAAUUUAGGAGUAGGUGUGUAUCGAACCGAAGAAAGCCAGUCUUACAUAUUGCCGGUUGUAAAAAAAUGUGCAUUGCAAUUAGUUGAAAAUCCAGAUUUAAAUUUUGAGUAUUUACCCGUACUUGGGAAUCCAGAGUUUACAAAAGCAGCAACCGAACUCAUUUUAGGGAAGGACUGCAAGGCAAUUGAAGAAAAGCGUAUUGUAGGAGUUCAGACUAUUUCAGGCAGCGGUGCACUACGAAUAGCUGUUGAAUUUAUAAGCCAACAUUUAAAGAAACGAACUUGUUACAUGUCAAACCCUACUUGGAAGAAUCAUUCCCUUAUUUUAAAACAGGCUGGAUUUAAAACCCUAAAGGGUUAUCCCUAUUGGAAUGCAUCAAAACGAAAUAUUGAUAUACCCAAGCUAUUGGCUGCCCUUAAUGAAGCGAAUCAGGGUGAUGUUGUUUUGUUGCAGCCUUCAGCACACAAUCCGACUGGAAUGGAUCCUACUAAAAGACAAUGGAAGCAAAUAGCACAAGUUAUAAAAGAGCGCAAUCUGUUCCCAUUCUUUGAUGUUGCUUAUCAAGGAUUUGCAAGUGGGGAUCCGGAGCGCGAUACCUGGGCAGUUAGAUACUUUGUCAAAGAGGGCAUUGAAACAUUAAUAGCACAAUCGUUUUCCAAAAAUAUGGGCCUAUACAAUGAGCGCGUUGGCAAUCUGAUAGUCGUGUUGAAGGAAGCAAAGUAUUUUGAGGCGGUAGCUUCGCAGUUUACGAUUAUAAUUCGAACAAAUUAUUCAAAUCCACCUGCAUUUUGUAGUCGAGUUGUUGCAAAACUCCUAACGGACGAAAAUCACAAAAAAGAAUGG
Molecule: messenger RNA, 4361 nt
Organism: Drosophila novamexicana
Lineage: Eukaryota; Metazoa; Arthropoda; Insecta; Diptera; Drosophilidae
Product: aspartate aminotransferase, cytoplasmic-like
Exons: 10
Coding region: 50-2773 (907 amino acids)
Biological process (GO): L-aspartate biosynthetic process
Cellular component (GO): cytosol
Molecular function (GO): pyridoxal phosphate binding; L-aspartate:2-oxoglutarate transaminase activity
Source: RefSeq, a predicted model, not a curated record